Cottoperca gobio is the source of this 3471-nucleotide messenger RNA. It is a transcript of the gene zbtb7a, whose product is annotated as zinc finger and BTB domain containing 7a. Gene Ontology annotation, molecular function: RNA polymerase II cis-regulatory region sequence-specific DNA binding; protein binding; DNA-binding transcription factor activity, RNA polymerase II-specific. The record is from RefSeq and is a predicted model, not a curated record. Gene Ontology annotation, biological process: regulation of transcription by RNA polymerase II. Lineage: Eukaryota; Metazoa; Chordata; Actinopteri; Perciformes; Bovichtidae. Bases 1 to 1998 code for a protein of 665 amino acids. The transcript has 4 exons.
AUGGGGUUUCAGAACUCUAUAUCCCAGAGUGCCUUGCCCAUGGCCAUCCAGGAAAGGGAACAGCUGCCAGCCUAUCCCGACAAGGAGACAGGCAGACGGACAGACGGCAGGACGGAUACACGGGUGGGGGCUGUGCUAGGCGGCUCGGCGGCAGGCUGGUGGAAGAUGUCGUCAGGAGCCGGUGGGAGGGGUGGAAGGCGGCUCAGGGGGACAGCAAGCAGCAGUGGUGGAGGAGGGAGAGGAGGGGCAGGAGAGGCAGAGGAAGGACCCGUCGGGAUCCCUUUCCCUGAGCACAGCGCAGACAUCCUGGGCAGCCUGAACAAGCAGCGGCUCAGCGGCCUGCUGUGUGAUGUGCUCCUGGUUACCGAGGAGAGGGAGUUCCCAGCUCACCGAUCCGUCCUGGCGUCCUGCAGCUCCUACUUCCACAAGCUCUUCACUUCAGGGGUCACUGCUGACCAACAGAACAUCUACAACAUCGACUUUGUGGUGGCGGAGGCUCUGGGAGCGUUGCUGGACUUUGUCUACACAGCUACAUUGACAGUCAGUCACAGCAGUGUUGCUGACAUCCUUGCUGCUGCACGCCUGCUGGAAAUCACACCUGUCCAGGACGUCUGUACACACCUGCUGGACACCAAAGUGCUCUCCCCGCCGGCGGGCAGUGAGCGAAGAGAUGAAGGUGAAGAUGAGGAGGGCAAGGGCAGAGGAGGCAGGGAGCAGGGAAACCGUGUGCGGGCCCAGGAGUACCUGGAGUACUUCCUGAAAGGGGCGCAAUGGAGCAGCAGCUGCAGCACGCCAGAGCUCAGGGACCUGCCCUCACACCUGCACUUUAACAACAGUAAUGGGGGGACCCCCAGCAAUGGGGCUCCUGCUGGACCUGGUGAGUACUACUCCCCCCUGGCCCUCGCCUUGGCCCAGGCCACCACACAGGAGCCAGAGGAAGAGGAUGAGGAAGAAGAGGAAGAUGAGGACGGGGAUACGGUGCAGGGGAACGGAGCAAGCCUAAGGUCAUCUUAUUACCCUCCAUCCCAAAAUGGUCACUUCUACCUCCCCCCUGAGUCCAGGCUGGGGCAGGAGACAGAGGUUGAGGAUGGAAGUAGGGAGGCGAUGGCGAUGGCGAGGGACAGGGGUUCUGCCAGUGCCCUCCUGCAGCAGAUGAUGGACUCCAUUGAGAGACAGAAGGAGCGUGCAACAACCGGGGAGGAACCGGGAGAUGGGGAUGACCCCGACAUGGAAUUUUACUUGAAUUAUUUUAACAGCACGCAGAAUGAGGAUCCAGCUUCUGCUGCUGUGACACAGGGAGUUCCGCCACUCUGGUUAUCACGGGGCAGAACAGGCCAAGACAGAGGAGGAGGAGGAGGAGGAGAGAGGGGGGUUAGUGAGAGAGGCAGUGGGGGUGGAGGAGGAGGAGGUGGAGGCGAGAGGAAGAUGCGCUCUAAGGCCUUCCAGAAAUGCCCCAUAUGCUCCAAGGUCAUUCAAGGAGCAGGCAAGCUACCCCGCCACAUCCGAACGCACACGGGAGAGAAACCUUAUGAAUGCGCCAUCUGCAAAGUGCGCUUUACCAGGCAGGACAAGCUCAAGGUUCAUAUGCGGAAGCAUACAGGAGAGAAGCCUUACCUGUGUACGCAAUGUGGAGCCGCCUUUGCUCACAACUACGACCUGAAGAACCACAUGCGUGUACACACCGGCCUGCGCCCCUAUCAGUGCUCAAGCUGCUUUAAGACAUUCGUUCGCUCGGAUCACCUGCACCGCCACCUCAAGAAGGACGGCUGCAACGGCAUCCCGUCUCGUCGAGGCCGAAAGCCUCGGGUGCGAGAGCCAGGGCUCCUUGAUGCUCCCCUGGGCCUGCUGAGCCCCGGCUCCGACACAGGCCCUGGGCCUCGUACCAUCAGGGGACGGCGUCGCUCGGAGGCAUCCUCAGCAGCAGAGAUGGAAGGGGCUGCUGAAGCCCAUGCACACAGUCCUCAACUGCAGGAGCAGGCAGGGGAGGCAAGGCCCUGAUACUGCAGGGGCGACAAGGACACUGCUGCACACCAUAGUCACUCUGCACCGCCUGUGAGACAGGCCAGUGAACAGAGAGGAGAAAAAAACACGCAAAGGCAAACUUUAAAAAAAAAUAAUAAUGAAACAACUAACUAUUCCUCUAUAAACCAAAUCAGGGUGUCACGAAAAAUCUAAUCUUUAUAUUUCUUUCUCCUUUUACAUUAGGAAAUGGAGUAGACUUGCAAGCACUUGAGUCGGUUUAUCUGUUAAAGAGCAAAGGACGCUUCAAAUCAUGCACCCAUGACGUCCACUUUCUGGGCCAUUUCUUUCUUUAUAAUAUUAAGGGUUUUGUACAUUGGCAUAUGUGCUUAGGCAAAUGUAUGAUAGCUAAAAAGAAACUCUGAGCAACUAUGCAGUUGAUUUAGAUUUUUAUUGGUUUUGUCCUCACAGCCUUCAAGCUCUAAGCAAGGUGUCUAUCAAGCACCUUCUGGCUGCUGUACGGGUGAAGCGAGGACAAAUCCUCCCAGUGAAAACAACUCUUUUUCUAUUCUUUUGCAGGUCUGAAAUGUACAGUUACCAUAGAAACACCAUUGUCACAAUAUGGCAUAUGCAAGGAAAGCUCACCACAAUUUUGAUGCAACAGUUUUUUCUCUCUAAAUGUUCCAGAAAGAAUCAGACAAGGGUUUGAUUGAAGUGUUACUUACUCUAUACAAAUGCAUUUUAAGAAUCUAUGGUUUGUCUUUUUGAAAAACAAAUUCAUAUUGAGUCAAAUCCACUUUAAUGGGGGCUCUUCAAUUGCAGGACUAGGGAAUAUGAGGGGUGGAGGGUUUGUGUUUUUAAAGCACUACCAUCGUCAAUGUAUCUGUUGGCUUGACUACGUUGCCUCUUAUCCCUCACAACCCUGCAAUUUCAGCAUUUCUGUUUUCCCUUCUUAGAUUUUGUCUUAAUUUUUCUUGUCGUUGUUCCUUUCUGUUGACUGCUUUGGGUACUUGACACUUUAUAAUUGUAUACAUGUAUAUACAGCAGGUGGUGAUAUGACAUUAGUCCCCUCUUAAUGUCGAGGUGUACUUACCAAUCGGGUUUUUCCUCUUAGGCUUGAUGUCAUAUUUCUCACAGAGUGAAGCUUGUGGGUGGUUGAAAAAACCUGUAUGAAUGUUUGAUGAAAAAAAACAAAAACAUUGAGUCACCCAUUUGUCCUAAACUUAAAACACUUGACUUGUAUAGUUCCUGCCCAAAGGAUGAGGAGGUCGAUUGAAUGAAUGUGCUUAACUUUGUGCAGUUUUUCGGAUUCUGUCCUUGUGUGACAAGGCGCGGGUAGCAUUUAACCAACCGCAGGUUAAAGGAAUGGCAGGGAGCCCGAGUGAGAGAAUGACAAAGAGUACGAAGAAGAGAUAGAUGAGCACCUUUUUUUUCUAUGUUUGCACAGCUUUACUAAAGAUAUCCAACAGAGCGAGAGCGAGAGAGAGCGAGAGAGGUAUAUUUAAAGGAAGU